GGAGGAGAGGAGGAAGGUGGCGAAGCUCCAGAACUUUGGAAGUUUGUCUCAUCCUCUGCUGGAGCUCAGCACCACAGCUCCUCAGGUUCGAGACCAGCAGGGUGCUGGAGUCCUUCAGGUCCAGACCCACCCCCCUCCUCGCUCCGGACCCUUCACACCAUCAGCACCUCCUUCAGAGGUGAAGACAGGAUUUAACCAGGAGGAUCAUGAGCAGGAGUCCAGCUUGAACUCACUUUUUCAUCAAUUUUUCUUCCUAUAAAACACAUCUGGUGGAGUUCAGCUUCUUCGGCUACUUCGGCUACUUCGGCUCGGGGUCAUCCUCUGAGCUCUGCCUGAGGAUGAGGAUGAGGAAGCAUCGGUUCUUGCCGCUCUGCGUCCUCCUGGGGGUCCUGUUGGCAGGACUCGUCCCCACACUGGACGCUCAGGAAAACUGUGCCCAUGGUUUGGGAGCUGAUUUAUACUUUCUAGUGGAUUCGUCCUGGAGUAUGGGACAGGAGAACUUUGAGCAUGUCAGAGAGUUUCUCUACACCCUGAUCCAGUCCCUGCACCACGUCGGAGGAGGAAAGUUUAAAUUUGCUCUGGUGCAGUACAAUAACAGGCCCAGAACUGAGUUCCUCCUCAACAGCUACCUGACAACACGCGACAUCUUGGGACACGUCAAGGCCAUGUCUUACCGUGGCGGGGGCACCCGGACUGGCCUGGGCCUGGACUUCCUGAUUCGUUCCCACCUGACGGCCUCUUCGGGCAGCCGUGCAACUGACGGGGUGGCCCAGGUGGUGGUGGUGCUGACAGAUGGGCGCUCACAGGACGACGUGUCCGAGCCYGCUCAGGUGCUGCAGACGGCAGGCGUGGAGAUGUUUGCAGUGGGAGUCCAGGACGCCGUGGACUCAGAGCUCAGAGAGAUGGCCAGCCGGCCUCACGAGGCUCACGUGUUCAAUGUAGACUCUUUCCUGAAAUUGCGGGACAUAAUCCAAGACUUAGUUGUGAACAUUUGUGGCGCGGCGAUCUGGUCAGGGGGUGACUCUGUGGCCAAUGAGGCCCCGGUGGCAGGAGGAGGGACAGCACAAGAUUCAGCUGACCUAAUAUUCUUAAUUGAUGGAUCAGAGAACGUUGGAGCAGCCAACUUCCCCUAUGUGCGUGAUUUGGUUUUGAGAAUCAUUGAGUCCCUUUCAGUGGGCAGGGAUGAAAUUAGAGUGGCCCUAGUCCAGUACAACAGCUACCCAGACAUAAAAUUCAAUCUAAAUAGAUUUUACGACAAAUCACAAGUCCUGGGAGCGGUGAAAAGCCUGACCUACUCAGGGGGUGAUGAGUCGAACCUGGGGGCUGCCAUGGAAGAAGUGGCCGAGAGCCUUUUGAGCGAAGCGGCUGGGAGCAGGGAAAAGGAGGGCYCACCUCAGGUUUUGGUGAUUAUCAGUGCUGGACCCUCCAGUGACGAUACUGGUGUUGGUGACCGGGCCCUGAAGAGGGCUGGUGUUACCACAUUGGGAGUGUCAAUUGGUGAUGACGCCACUGCAGACCUGGAAGAGGUUGCCGUAAAUAAAGAUUUUGUCCAGAAAGCCUCUGGUUUCAGCACACUUUCAUCCACUGCUGGUGCUCUUGUUGGCUACAUUAACGGCUUGGCCCAGGGAACCAUUAUAAUUCAGAAUGAGUACCCUGAAGUGGUGGCAGUAGCACCACGAGACAUCAUUUUCCUGAUCGACAGUACCAUGGGCCCGGCAAUUCUUGGCCAGUUGCGUGACUACAUCAAACAGUUUGUCAACUCCAGGCCAGUUGGUCCAAAUGCCAUCCAAGUGGGUGUUGCUCAGUUUAGCACCGCCCAGAGAGUGGUGAUGGACCUCAACAGCUAUGAUACCAGGGAGGCCAUAGUCAGCGCACUGGACAGUAUCAGACCAAGACCAGGACAGACCGUCAACAUUGGAGCAGCCUUGAACUUUGUGCGUGAAAACAUGUUAAAGCCUGAGAGUGGCAGCCGCAUCAGGUCAGGCAUACCGCAGAUCGUGAUGCUGUGGACAAGUAAAAAGUCCAGUGACAGUGUGGACGUACCUGCUCAGGCCCUGKUGCGAACAGGUGUGCUGACUCUGGCGGCAGGCUUUAAAACUGCUAACUUCGAAGAGCUGAACAAAAUUGCCAUUUCUGAUCAAGCUGUGUUCCAUGCAAAGGAGUUCCGACAAGUGAUGCGAAAAUCGAGGGAAAUCACAGAUGCACUCUCGACUCUAGCUGGGACGUUUAUUGUCGAGGAGCCGACUGAGCCAGUGGUGGAGAUAACCACGGUGCAGACCCAAAGAGUGGUCAGAGACAUUGUGUUUCUUGUGGAUGGRUCAAACUACAUCGGAAGCACUAACCUUCCCUUCGUGAGAGACUUCAUGAUCAACGUUGUCAACCGUUUGGAAGUGAGACCUGACCGGGUCCAAAUUGGUCUGAUUCAGUUCGCAGAACGACCCAAAGUGGAGUUUUACCUGAACAGCCACAGAAACAGGGAAGAUGUCGUUAACAAAAUCUCUCAGCUCAGGCUGAUCGGAGGCUCGGUGGUAAAUAUAGGAGCCGCCAUGACUUACGCUCUGGAAAACAUGUUCCAGUCAGCAGCUGGGUCGCGUGGUCGGACCGUCGCCCAGCAAGUGUUGGUCUUGAUCACAGGAGGCCCAUCCCAAGAUGAUGCCAAAACUGUYGCAGAUAGAUUGGCGCUGAAAGACAUUUUGACAUUCACUGUUAGUUCAGGACAAGCAGACMCCGAAGAACUGCGCACAAUUGCCUUCGUUCCAGAAAUGGCUUAUCAUCGAUCGAGAUUCUCAGAAUUACGGACUCUGGAUGAAGAAAUUCUGCCAAGUCUGAUAACCGUGGUUGGUGACACAGAUGUGACAACAGCUGAGGAAACAGUCGGUACCGGAGCUGAAAGAGACGUUGCGUUCCUGAUUGACGGCACCGACAGCGUCCGAGACGACUUCCCCUACAUACGGGAUUUCAUCAUCAAAAUAAUCCAACCCCUCGACAUCGGGUCAGACAGGGUGCGCAUCUCAGUGGUCCAGCACAGCGAGAGGCCAUUCCCGAUUUUCAACCUUAAUGCAUACUCAACCAAAGACGAGGUGAUCAGAGCUGUGCAAGGCAUGCCACUGGCCGGGGGACGCAGUUUGAACACAGGAGUCGCUCUGAGAUACAUGAAGGACGUGGCCAUGUCUGAAGCCUCCGGAGGCAGAUCUGCUCUAAACAUCCCCCAGUAUCUGAUUGUUUUGGCCGCAGACAGAUCUGCAGAUAAUGUCAAAGAACCAGCCGGUGAGCUGAAGACAGAAGGAGUUGUACCGUUUGGUGUUGGAGUCAUGAACGCAGAUCGGAGGCAGAUGGAAGAAAUUGCACACAACCCCUCUUUUGCAUUCAAAGUGAAUGAAUUCAGUGAACUCGAAACCAUACCACAAAAGAUCAAUAACUAUGUGAGCCUACCAAAGGAAGAGCUCACUGUCCUUCUACACGAAGCUGAGUCGCAAGGUCCUAAAAAAGAUAUCGUCUUCCUUGUGGAUGGAUCUGACGAUGUUGGACGGGAAUUCGCUAUCAUCCAGGAGUUCAUCCGCAGGGUGGUGGAUAGCCUCAAUGUCGGCGAAAACAAGAUACGAAUUGGUGUGGUCCAGUACGGCGACUAUGCUCAGGCUGACAUGUUUCUGAACAGCCACACAACAAAAGAAGGUGUUCUGAAUGGCAUCAGGGAAAUGAGGCAUCGAGGAGGAAGUCAGCGUAACCUAGGCCAGGCACUGCAGUUUUUAAGACAGGAUUUCAUGGUACCUGGACGAGGCAGCAGGAAGCAAGAGGGCGUGCCACAGUUUGCAAUCAUUGUGUCUAGUGGGAUGUCUACAGACGACAUACGUCGUGAGGCCUCUUCCCUCAAACAAUCCAGAAUUAUUCCCUUCAGCAUCGGCACCAGAGAUGUCAAUCCAACAGAGCUGCGAGUGGUGUCAUAUGUGUCAGAUUUUGCCUAUACUGUAGACGACCUUCCUGGCUUGUACAUAGUCCAAGACACUCUAAUCAACAAGAUAACGGAAAUGUCAGAUGACGACAUUGCACGUCUGAGGCCAGAGUUCCCAACUUUUCAGAUAAUCACACCACCACCUACCACAGGCGAUAAGAAGGAUGUCGUAUUUCUCAUCGAUGGCUCCUUAGCAACACGCAGCGAGUUUCCAUCUAUCCGUGACAUGAUAACAAGAGUUGUGGACAAGCUGGAUGUCGGACUAGACAGAGUCCGAGUUUCAGUGGUGCAGUACAGCGAUGAUGCAAAUGUAGAAUUCCUUCUUAAUGAGCACUCCACCAAAAGUGAGGUAAGGCAGGCCGUGGGAAGACUUCGAAGCAGAGGUGGAAAUCGUCUCAACACAGGUCGUGCUAUGGAGUGGGUCUCCAGGAACAUCUUCCAGAGGUCUGCAGGAAGCCGUGUUGAGGAAGGCGUGCCUCAAUUUCUUAUCCUAGUUACAGGAGGAAAAUCUACAGAUGAUGUUUCCCAACAAGCUGACCAGCUCAAAAGAAAUCAGGUUGCACCUCUCGCCAUUGGUUCGAGGAAUGCAGACAUGGAGGAACUGAGACUGAUUUCCCUGAAGCCGGAGCUCGUUUAUUCUGUUGAUAAUUUCCGACAGCUUUCCAGAGUAGAGCCACAGCUACUAAGAUCAGUCGAAACAAUAUCCAGCACUGACAUCAGGGGUUAUGUUCCAACUGUGGACAUAGUCCCUGUUGACCUAGGUAAAAAGGACAUCAUCUUCCUCAUCGAUGGUUCAGACAGCACUGGUCCUGAUGGGAUUGUGUACAUUCGGGACUUCAUCCGCGACAUUGUCCGGCAGCUCGACGUGCAGCCUAAUAAAGUGCGUGUGGCUCUUGUUCAGUAUGCAGACAGAGCUAAAACAGAGUUCUCACUCAACUCACACAACAACAAGCAAGCUGUUCUCGCUGCCAUACAAAGACUUCGUCAGAUGGGCGGGCGCUCCUCGCAACUGGCUAACGCCAUUGACUACGUGUUAGAGAACGAGUUCAAACCAACAACUGGCGUUCGUCUGUCUGAGGCGUCCCAGCAUCUUGUGGUUCUUACAGGUGGACCCUCUGCCCAGCCAGUCUCUCUCUCUGGACCUCUGCUCAAGAACAAAAGGGUGAGCUGCAUCGCUCUCGGAACCCGCAAUGCCGACAUAAAUCAGCUGAGAGAAAUUGCCACAACUUCGGAAGAUGUUGUUAAUAUUCCUGCAUUCCUCAACCUGCCAACAGUCGAAGGAAGGGUUAUCGCCAGACUUAGUGGAGACCCAUUAGCUGGUCUACCAGACAUUGAAAUUCCCACUGAAGGAGAAAUUCCACCUAAAAGGGCUGACAUUGUUUUCCUAAUGGAUGGAUCCAACAACUUGGGCAGGUCGAACUUCAAUGAAGUCCGAGACUUUAUAAUCAACCUAAUUGAUCUGUUCUAUACCGACCGAGAUGACCUGCGAAUUGGCAUCGUUCAGUACGCCACAGAUCCAAUUGAUGGCUUUUUCCUGAACUCUUACAAGAACAGGGACGAUAUUAUAAACGCCAUUGGUGAAAUCAAUUAUAAAGGCGGAGUCAGAAUCAACACUGGCGCAGCCAUUCGCCACGUUGAAAAUGUUCACUUUACUAAGGAGAAAGGCAGCAGGAUCGAUGAAGGCGUUCCUCAGGUCCUCAUGGUCGUGACUGGAGGUCGCUCGUCAGAUGACAGCAAAUCAGCCGUCCUGGGUCUGAAGAACAAACGCGUAAAGGUCUUUGCUGUGGGAGUGGGCGACAUUGCGAAAGAGCUGGAAAAUCUGGCAAGCUCAUCUUCCACUGUCGCCCGAGCGGAGACCUUUCAGGAGCUUUCAGAGCUAAAUGAGCAAAUCCUGGAGGCUUUGGAGGAUGAAGUGAAGGGGACGAGCUGCAUUGAUACCCAAAAGAUGGACGUGAAACCCUGCAACAUUGAGGUGUUGGUUGGCUUUGAUGUGUCUGGUCAGAACAUCUUCAGCACUCAGACUAACCUCCAGAGCAAGAUGAGCGCCAUUCUGCAGAGGAUUUCCAAAAUGCCCCCUAUCAGCUGCUCGGGUGACCUUAGUCCCGCCAUCCAAGUCGGUAUUCUAGCCUUGGAUUCUGCAUCCCAACCCGUGCAGCUGGACUUCACGGAGAAUCCUGAUGUUCUGUUCGAGUCCUUCAAAGGCCUGCGGAGUCGCGGUCCUUUUGUCCUCAAUGGUCGGACGAUCUCAGCCUACAAUGAUAGAUUUAAAGUCAGGCAGGACGAGACCAUCAAGGUUAUUAUUCAUCUGACUGAUGGUCUUGAUGCACCAUACGCUGAAAUGAAAAGACGAGUUGAGCAGCUUCGUCAGUCAGGAGUUGAUGGCUUCAUUCUGGUCGGACUGGAAAAGACGCAGAAGUUUGAGGAGGCUUUGCUGUUAGAAUUUGGUCGUGGCUUCAGGUACACCAGACCUUUAAGACUCAACGUCAUGGACCUGGACUAUGAACUUGUUGAGGAACUGGGCAAUAUUGCAGAGAGGGAGUGCUGCGGAGUGCCGUGCAAAUGUACCGGACCAAGAGGAGACAGAGGAGCAGUUGGACUGCCAGGAUUUAAGGGUAGUCCGGGAUUAUCAGGAAGUCCUGGACAUCCUGGUGACGAGGGUGGACCUGGAGAAAGAGGACAUCCUGGUGUGAAUGGAACCCAGGGUUUCCAGGGAUGUCCUGGACCGAGAGGCCUGAAGGGUUCCCGUGGGUUCUCAGGAGAAAAGGGUGAAUUAGGGGAACUCGGACUUGACGGCAUCAACGGACAAGAGGGUCAGAGUGGAGUUGCUGGACCUCCAGGAGACAGAGGAAGUCCCGGCAGACGAGGUCCUAAAGGCAUCAAAGGACAAGCAGGAGACAUUGGACAAAGAGGACUCAGAGGAGACCCUGGAACGAGUGGACGAGAUAACAACCGAGGAGGACCUAAAGGAGAUCCUGGAGAUGCUGGACCCGUGGGUGUUCCCGGAGAGGACGGAUUGAAAGGAAGUCCUGGUCAACUUGGACGAACCGGAAUGGAUGGCAGAAGAGGCCCACCUGGACCUCCUGGACAACCUGGAGCUCCAGGAGAUGCAGGUCAGAAGGGGCAGCCAGGUGUGGCAGGAUCCAGAGGUUCAAGUGGACCAAUUGGCAUCAAGGGACAAAAAGGAGAAGAUGGGAACCCUGGACCGAGGGGUCGUGGAGGAGAACCGGGUCCAAUAGGAGAAAAAGGUCGAAGAGGACCUCUUGGACGUAAGGGAGAACCAGGAGAUCCAGGAAUCAAGGGUGAAGUUGGACCUCCAGGCCCCCGGGGAGAGCCCGGUCAAGAUGGUAGAGAUGGGCCUGGUUCUCCAGGUCCAAGUGGAAAAAAGGGGGACAUCGGUUUCCCAGGAUACCCUGGACCUAAGGGACAAGCUGGAGAUCCUGGCCCUCGAGGCGGACCUGGACCCAGAGGAAACCAGGGACAAAGAGGUGUUUCUGGAGAUAUUGGUCCACCAGGACAGAAGGGUGAAGUUGGAUAUCCUGGACCUUAUGGUGCCAAAGGACCAAGAGGACCAGGCGUUGUGCAAUGCGACUUGGUGAAAAAGAUCAGAGACAAUUGUCCAUGCUGUUAUGGGAAGCUGGAGUGUCCUCUCUACCCCACGGAGCUGGCCUUUGCCCUGGACGUCUCUCAGGGCGUCGACCGCUCGUUCUUCAACAACAUGCGGGACACGACCGCCCGCCUGGUCAAAGACAUCACCAUCGCUGAGAGCAACUGUCCCAGAGGAGCUCGCGUGGCCCUGACCCUCUACAACAACGAAGUGAUCACUGAGGUCCGCUUCGCCGACUCUCUGAAGAAACGCACCCUGGUGGAGCGCAUCGAGGGCCUGCAGAUUCCCAGAUCCACAAAGGCCCCCAGCCUGGAAUCGGCCAUGAGCUUUGUGGCUCAGAACACGUUCAAGAGGGUGCGCAGUGGUUUCCUUAUGAGGAAGGUGGCCGUUUUCUUUGUGGGCCAUCGGGCUGGUCAACCCCGACAGAUUUCUAACGCUGCUCUUCGCCUCCAUGACGCUGGAAUCGCCACUUUGUUGUUGGUGAACCGUGAGGACAGGGCCCUCACCAGAGCCGUACAGGUCAACAACACGGAGCUUGCUCAGGUUCUGGUUCUUCCCAGUCCUGGGAGCGCCCAGUAUGACGCGGUCUUCCAGAAGAUCAUGAACUGCCACGUUUGUCUGGAUUCAUGCUCUCCGGAUCAGACGUGUGAUUAUAUUCCUCCAUCGAUCAGCCGAGAUCGGAGGUCGUUGACGUUUGAUGUGGACAUCGACAUGGCUUUCCUUGUCGACAGCUCUGAGUCGACUUACCCUUCUUUCUUCCUAGAGAUUAAGAGAUACAUAGCUCACAUGAUAGAAGCCCUUCACGUGUCUUCAAAUCCCACAUCGUCCUUGCAUCACGCCAGAGUGUCCUUCAUCCAGCAGGCACCUUACGAAUUCGUCCAGAACAAAUCCGGCUCUCCACUUCACGUGGACAUCGGCUUGACUGAUCAUCACUCCUCUCAGGACAUCGUCAAGUUCCUGCUGGAGAAGACCGAGCAGCUGGAGGGAGGCCGGGCACUGUCGGCGGCCAUCGAAUCCACGGUGGAGGAAGUGUUUGAGAAGGCGCCGCUGCAACGCGACAGGAAGGUACUGAUGCUCUUCGUGACGGGAAGCGUUAAAGAUGAAGAGGAGCAGCUAAUUCGCGUCGCCACUGAGGUCAAGUGUCGCGGAUACUUCCUGGUCAUCUUCAGCGUGGGAGAGGCGCUGAGUCCUAAGGACACUCAUGUCCUGUCACGCAUGGCGAGCGAGCCGUCGGACGUCUUCUUCAAGAGGAUCGAAAGCAUUUCUCACUUUUAUAACAAACACAUCCAGAACUUUGGCCAGCUGUUACCAAAGUAUAUCAGCUUUGAAAGCACUGCUGAACAGCCCAGCCACUGUAAGUCACUGCAGAGUGACCAGCCACUAAAAAACCCUCUGCCACCACCACAGCGACAGGAGAAACAUCAUAAACAUCAGGAAAGUCAGCAAGCUGUGAAUGAAAGAAAGCACAAUGACCCAGACGAGCUCCAUGUCUCCAACGUCACCUCCAGCAGCUUGAAGCUGCGAUGGGGCAACUCCGACCACAAGCUCUUCGUUUACUUCGAGGUGGUGGUGUCCCGCCUGCAGGACCACGCCCUGGUUCUGAGGACCAACGUGUCGGGGACAGAGAUCUCCGUGGACAACCUGGAGAGUUCUCAGACGUAUCACGCUGUGGUGUCGGCGUACAACGCCGAGGGUCAGCUGGUCUCCAGGCGCAAAGGAAUCAUCAAAACCAAAGCAGCCGAUCUGAUCAACAGUACCGUGAAAACCCCGACGCUGGACAGAGCAGAACCUGCUAACGAACUCGCAGACCCGUGCUCUCUUGACRAUGACGCUGGACUGCCGUGCAAAGACUAUCAGGCUAAGUGGUUCUUUGACAGAAAGAAUGGGUUCUGUGCAGAGUUCUGGUAUGGAGGUUGUGGAGGAAAUGAGAAUAGGUUCGACACUGAGGCCCUGUGCUUGAAAAACUGCACCAAGUCAGCACCAGAGCCUCGGGAGCCUGAACCACAGGAGCAGCAGGUUCCACAGGUGGAGAUCCUCGAGGCUCCAGCUUCUCUGACUGCCGUGAACGUCUGUCAGCUUCCUAAAGAAGAAGGGGCUUGUGGGAAAUUUGUCCUGAAGUGGCACUACGACACCACCAGCAAGAACUGCGUUCGCUUCUGGUACGGAGGCUGCGGCGGGAACCAGAACCGCUUCGACACGCAUGAGCAGUGUGUGAAGGCUUGUGGAGAACCAGCACCAGUCAACCAAGGGAUCAUGGCCAGGAUGAAAACAUAAAACCAGGUGAAACUCAACCUGUUUUCAGGGGAUUUUAGGAAAAACAAAACAACCAAAAUGGCCAAACUGWAAAGAAACAUUGCAGAAGCAAUGGUGGCUGCACUGGACUCAACAAACAUGAACUUUAUUCCCCGACGUCUUGAAAUAGUUUUAUUUUAUAUUUUUGGUUUGUUUGUUUUUCACAACAAAGAUGUUUUGCUGCAUGAAUUGUUUAAACCCACUGGUGCUAAAUGUUUGUUUUACAGAUUGACUUAAAUAAAUGCAGCAUUUUGAGUCAAAGUUUCUUGAUGUAAUACAAGUAGUUUUAUUUUCAGAAUGGGCAGUUUACGACUAAAUAUAUAUGAAUAUAUCGGACAGAAAUGAUCAAUAACUCCUUAAAUGCAAUAUCAUGUUUUCAAUGGGUCAUUCUAAAAUAAAAAAUUCCACAUUUAAAUUGUUUCAAAACCAUUUCAAACCAUGAACAGUUCCAGUAUUUCAAUGUGUUUUUUUACACAAUGUUCUACAUCAAGCAACAAAUGUUCAGAAAAUAAAAAAUGGAAUGUAACGUCAAGCUGAUUUUUGAUUUUUACUGAAGUGUACAUGUCAAUCUGUGUACGAGGGAAAUAAAAACAAAGUAGACUUUCUAAUAAAUGUGAGCAACUGA
Molecule: messenger RNA, 10470 nt
Organism: Austrofundulus limnaeus
Lineage: Eukaryota; Metazoa; Chordata; Actinopteri; Cyprinodontiformes; Rivulidae
Gene: col6a3
Product: collagen, type VI, alpha 3
Exons: 46
Coding region: 339-9827 (3162 amino acids)
Molecular function (GO): protein binding; serine-type endopeptidase inhibitor activity
Source: RefSeq, a predicted model, not a curated record